AAGAAGAAGAAGAAGCGGUAGAGUGGUAGUAGUCGUAGUCGUGAUAAAACGAAGAUCUGUGUUUAGCAAAUCUAGUGUAUACACAGGAUGGCUGAGGAGCAACAUCACAGUGGACUUGAAAGAAAAAUACCGAACUGAGGUUCAUGCUCGACAAAUAGAGUCUCCAGGCUGCAGGAGGGAGGAACUUUGUCUUUAUAAGCCUGAGCAGUGACGCAGAAGUGAUGGGUCCUAGGAGGAAGGCCUCUAAACUCCAGCCUGUAGGGAGCAGCGGUGGAGAGGAACUGGUCCUGAGACCCAGUGAGCCCAAAGACUACAUCAAUGAGCUGUCCCAUGAAGUCCUCUGUCAUAUUUUCAGGUACCUUCCCAUGAAGGACAUAAUGUGCAUGGAGUGUUUGUCCAGAAAGCUUCGAGAAGCUGUAACUCUGUACCUGCGAGUGGUCAAGGUUGUGGAUCUUUGUGCUGGUCGUUGGUGGGAGUAUAUGCCUUCAGGUUUUACAGACAGCAGCUUUCUUUUCCUUUUGAAGAAGAUGCCGGAUCUAGAGCAGCUAUAUGGCCUCCACCCUCGAUACCUGGAGAGGAGACGAGUCAGAGGCUACGAGGCUUUCAGUAUACCUGGAGUCCUGGAGGCAUUGCAAGCCUGUCCCAAUCUGCUGGGUGUGGAGACAUCCCAUUUGGAGCUGGUGGAAGCCAUAUGGAACUACAUGCCUCAGGUUCACAUACUGGGAAAGUUCCGCAACCGUAAUGGGGCUUUUCCCAUUCCAGCUGAGAACAAACUGACCAUCCCCAUAACUGCAAAGAUCCAAACUCUUCAUCUAGUGGGUGUGAAUGUCCCAGAGAUCCCCUGUGUGUCCAUGCUGCGCCACCUCUACCUGAAGUGGGUCCGUCUCACCAAACCACAGCCAUUUAAGGACUUUCUGUGUGUGAGCCUGAGAACCUUUGUCAUGCGGAACUGUGCAGGGCCAACCAACUCCCUCAAAUAUGUUCCCCUAGUUACUGGUCUCGCAUCAGCCCGGAACCUGGAGCAACUGGAGUUGGUAAGAGUUCCCUUCCUGGGAGGGCUGAUCCAACAUGUGGUGGAGGACAGCUGGAGGUCAGGAGGAUUUCGGAACCUCCACACCAUUGUGUUUGGAGCCUGUAAGAAUGCUCUGGAAGUGGACUUGGGCUACCUCAUCAUCACUGCUGCUCGCAGGCUUCAUGAGCUGCGAAUUCAGCCUUCACUCACAAAAGAUGGAGUCUUCUCAGCUCUCAAAAUGGCUGAACUAGAGUUUCCUCAGUUUGAGACACUUCAUCUGGGAUAUGUGGAUGAGUUCCUGCUCCAAUGUAAAAUGAGUCAUUCGGAGCUGGUGAAGUACGGUCUGGCUGAUGUCAUUGAGAACCCAGGCAUCAUCACUGAUAUUGGCAUAAAGGUGGUGAAUGAGGUGUUCACUAAUAUUAAAUACCUCCUCAUCUACAACUGUCCUCACCUACAUAACCCUCACCACUGGAUCACAGAUCAAUCCAGAUGGAGCCGUCUUGUUGAUCUCACUUUGGUUCGCUGUCAUGCUAUCAAACUGGAAUCCUUCUCCCAAUUCAUAGAGUUACUGCCCAGUCUGGAGUUCAUUUGUCUGGACCAGAUGUUUAGAGAACCACCCAAGGGCUGUGCCAGGGUGGGCCUGAGUGCAGGAACGGGUAUUGGUGUGUCCUCUGCACUGGUCAGCAACCAGAACUCCAAUAAUGACAAUGACAACAACCACCACCACCAUCAGCAUAAUAAUGAGGCCAACCUGCCUCCUGCUCCUCCACCUGUCAACAACAUCAACAACAACCAAAGGCGGCAGCAGCAACAGCACAAUGCACCAGUGGAGGUAAAUGGGAUGGAUGAUGAGGAGGAAGAGGAGGAGGAGGUGAUGUUGGAAGAGGAGAACAUGGAGGUUGAGCCUCAGAUAGAGCUGAAAGGAGCAGAAGAGGAUGUGAGAGUGGAAGAAGCUGAUGUAUCUCCAGGGCCCAGUCGUCCAAAUGGAAUAACACAACCUCCUGAUGAGGAGCAAGCAGGUCCCAGUGGUUUAGUCCAGCAGUGCAGACCAGCUGGUGUUGCUGUUCCUGAGCCCCCACUGGUCAUUUCAGACUCGGACAGUGAGGAAGAGGAAGGCCUUGUUUCAAGGCUAAUGCCAGCCUCCUGUUUACAGCAGCCAGUUUCCUGUACAGAAGGUAAAGGAAAAACUCCUCUGCGACGGAGCAACAAUGGGGCUGUGUUGGCUGUGGACUCUGCAGAUCAGACAAAGGCUCAGGUGUUAGAGAGCAGCUGUGAGAAGAGCUGUCAGGUGACCAGUGAACAGAUCAAGGCAGACAUGAAGGCCGCUGCGGAGAACAGCAAGAAGAGUAUCAGUAAAGGAAUUACUGCUCAGGCUGUAAGGCCUGGGGAUGACAGUGGGACGGUACAGGGCACUGAGAGUGCUGGGGCAGCAGCAAGGACUGGAGUGAUGCCAGUGACUGGAUCUGUAGGCAGGGUUGGACCUGGGAUAUCCAGAUCUAGGCAGACUGUGGGUGUAUGUGGGAGGGUGGUGGCAGGGACCACCCAUAGAGCAACCACAACUACUGACAGAGCUACAGGAACUGGCAGGACUAAUGAUGGUGCUGAGGGCCUCUCUGAAGUGCAGACUGGGGAUAGUUGCACAAGGGAGGCUGGGGUGAGGCAGAGCUCUGUGCCUGCAGUUGUGGACAAUCUGGACCCCACCGAUGCUGCUGUAAACCAUGCUCUCAGGAGACCAGCACUGCUGGCUGGACAAGGGGAGAGACAACCUGUCCCUGCUGGUGUUGCCUCUGCUGCUGGUUCAGGUUCACAGCAGGAUCAGGCCAGAAACAAGGACUUUGUUCCCAGACGACCUUUGACGCGAUCUUGUACCCGUAUGUCUUCUGUGUCCCUGGUACCUGAGACAGAUCUUUCAAGAACCAGACCACGAGUAGCAGUGAGGAGGAAAAGAAUGGCUGACAAAUCAACCAGCACCUCAGACCCAGUCACUGAGGACGACCACGUGCAGAUUUUGUCUCUGAAGAGUAAGAACCUGGUGGGAAUCACACUGACCAACUGUGGAAUCACUGACCUGGUCCUCAAAGACUGCCCCAAGAUGAUGUUCAUUCAUGCCACCAGAUGUCGAGUGUUGAAGCAGUUGCGAGUAGAGAGUGCCCCCAUAGUGAACAGGUUUGAUUAUGCUCAGUGUAAGAAGCUGGACAUGGAACAGGUUUUGGAUCAGAUAUUAAGAAUGCCUCCUGAGAGGAACCGCAUCAUCUACAUGCGCCCUAUGCACCGGAUUGACUCAGUAGCGUUGGAGCGUCAGCUCUUCCAGGGGCCCUAUCCCUAUCACAUUGCUAUAGUGCAUGAGUUCAGCAACCCUCCAAAUAUACGCAAUAAGGUUCGCAUUCGCAGCUGGAUGGACACUAUAGCCAAUAUCAGCCAAGAGUUAAUCAAGUACGAGUUCUUCCCAGAGGCCACCAGGACAGAAGAGGAUUUGAAGAAGUAUCCCAAAUACCCCUGGGGCCGGGAUAUCUAUACACUGGAGGGACUGGUGGAUGGUGCUCCCUACAGCAUGAUUACAGACUUCCCCUGGCUGAGAACUCUGAGAGCAGCUGAUCCCAACAGCUACGCCCGCUAUGACUUUGAGGAUGAUGAAAGUACCACCAUCUAUGCACCGCGGCGUAAAGGCCAGCUGUCAGCUGACAUCUGCAUGGAGACCAUCGGGGAGGAGAUUUCUGAACGCAGACAGAGCAAAAGAGGAGUAUUUCAGAGAGUGGUGGUCCUCUUCCUUCAUCACUGUGAUACACCAGGAGAACCUGUGGAUGAUGACUACAUCUAGACACCACAAAACACUCCUCUGUCCAUCACAUCAAAAGGAAUUCCAGCAGACAACAGUCCUGCUGCAGCAGUGCCUGAGCUCCUGAUUGUGAAAACAUGUCCUUAGAAAAGAGACAGAGAGAUAUGUGGUCUGGAUGCUGUGGAAUCUGCUCAGAGCUGUGUUCUUACACACUGACAUGCACAUGAUAAUUCAGAAACUUAAAUAGCUUCGCAAAGAAGGAAUAUCUACUGAGUGAACUGGGGGCUGCUGCCAAAGAUGAAUAGGACAAUAGAAGUCUCAGAAAACAUGAGGAAGGCACUUUUAAAAAACUUGGUGGGUCAUUGGGUUUAGACUUAAUGCUCAGUCAAUUUUUACCCCUUUCAGUUCCAUGGGAAAAUAAAUGAAAAAUGGUAAGUGUGUUUAGAACAUUUGGAUAAGGUUCAUGACACAUGAUUUGCUGAUUUUGUUUUAUUUGAACAGAAUCUGAAGGCAUGAGAAAAAAAUUAGAGAGUACAUACAUAUAAUUUCCACCAUAAAUGGUAAAUUCAGCAUAAUGUACAUUUUCAUUUGGGGAAUGAAAAUAUUGGCUUUCAACUUGAGGCAGUUAGGAAUAAGGCUAGGUCACUAAUGUAGUCCUGUUCCAAAUCUAGGCCUGGCUCUUUCUGCUUGCAAAGCCACGAGUAACAGCAUAGCCCCAGUUGUCUGCACAUCUAGUGUUUUCAGAUGCUUUUCUAAUUGAUCAUGCUAUAGCCCAGAGAGCCCAUGCAGAGGUAGGUCAGUGACCAAUCACAGACAGAAAUGGUCUUGGACAGAAAUGUCAAAGAAAGCAUGCCUUUUAAUUUACUUUCCCUUUGGAGUGUUUUUUUUAUUUUUUUUAUUACCAACAGAACUGCUACCAAAUUCUACAAUCAGUUUUGCUGCAGUUGAUCAGUUUUGAUUUUUCCCAGUGAUCAAACAGAAUGUUUGAUUCUAUAGUUCAGCCCUGAUCAGACAUGUCCAGACAUAUAGGAAUGAGCACAUCUGAAGCAACAUUUACUUUCUCUUCUUUGCGAGAAGUGUACAAGUGUGAGUUCAUGUGCUCAAACAGACAUAAUCAGAGUGCAUGCAUACAUAAACAGAAACCACUGUGCUAGUUAAAGUGCUAUUCAAAGCUGUGAUAGGAGAGUUGCAGGUGAGAUUUCAGUGAUGUCCAGUCACAGCCAUGAUGUUUCAUAAUAAAAGUACAGUAUAUGUGUGAUGUUGCUACUUUACAAUUAUCUUCCUGGUUUGUUGUGCAGAUGAUGCAGUGUGGAAAAAUUGGUUUCGACUUCUUAGAUUUUUGAGAAAAUAGUGUAAAUUCUGAGAAUGCAUGCAGAAUUCUGGCUUUGUCGAUAUUCAGACUCACACAUCUGACUUUGCUCUCAGAAUUCUAAAAAUAUUCUAUCUACAUUUUUCCACGGGGGUCUGAGUUCCCUGUGGGGGUCGUAAAAGAAGGGUGGGUAAUGUUGUCAUACGUGAAUUCAUGUAGUAUAUAUCAAUAGGAUACACCUCAGGAUAAUCUGAAAGAGAAAUUAAAGUGGAGAAAUACAACAAACAGGACAAACAUACACUCAAUACUUAAAUUAAAAUUCUCUAAUGCACUAACUAAGAGCUGCCAGCUCUGCCUGGUGCUUCUCUGCUUCUCCUAUCUAAAUCAGCAUGAUGGUCAUCGUGAAUAGAAAUCCGACUGCUGGAUUGAAAUUAUAUUUAUUAUUAUGACAGUCUUGUCUUCUUGGGUUACCCCUUAACCUCUCUUGUCUAAAAGGAGUUGUAACAUUAACUGAACCUUGAGUUGUUUACAGCCUUGAGAGAUUAGAUUUUUUUUCUUUCCUCUUUUUGAAAAUGUAUUUUCUUUGCCAAGAUUAGCAGUCCAAAAGUUUCUGGAUUAUGUUUUCCUCUAGUUUCUUGAAGGAAUCAGAGAACCGGUUGGUUUAUAAAGGAUUUCAUUGGUCAUGUAUAUGGACAGCUUUGUCCUGUAAGACUGCAGAGCAUGGACAGAAUUGACUGUUCUAGGUUUGUAAUGUGUGUUUUCCUCAAGUAUGGAAAAGGGUUUGGGUUGAGAAUGCUGAACAAUGCCAAUAAAAACAGUGAAUAUUGUAAAAUCUGUUUGCAGGUUGAAAAAUAACUGAAUAUGACAUGAGUCCAGCCUUCUGUUUGUGCAUUGAUAGCUGUACAGAUGUCAUGGAAGACGAUAAGCUUUCAUGGUGUUUAUAUGUUCAUAAGGAAAGAAGAGUAUUUCACAUACUGAAAAAUAAAAAAAAAUGGAUAUUAACUUUUGUUGUCUUUGUUCGUUACAACACCUCAUCUCUGAUUUUCUACCAUUGACCAUGGAAUUUAUUAUUUGGUUCUAAUAUUA
Molecule: messenger RNA, 6183 nt
Organism: Chelmon rostratus (copperband butterflyfish)
Lineage: Eukaryota; Metazoa; Chordata; Actinopteri; Chaetodontiformes; Chaetodontidae
Gene: fbxo38
Product: F-box protein 38
Exons: 21
Coding region: 222-3830 (1202 amino acids)
Biological process (GO): SCF-dependent proteasomal ubiquitin-dependent protein catabolic process; protein K48-linked ubiquitination
Cellular component (GO): cytoplasm; nucleus
Molecular function (GO): protein binding
Source: RefSeq, a predicted model, not a curated record